AUGUCACGAAUUUCAUUGUCUAUCUUUAUUUUCUUCUUCCUUUUUAGUUUAAUAGUAUGUUCACGUGCUAUAAACAAUGGUUUUAGUGUUGAACUAAUUCACCGUGAUUCUUAUAAGUCACCACUUUACAACCCUACACAAACUAUAUCUCAAAAAUCUCUCAAUUCUUUAUAUCGUUCUAUCAAUCGUGCCAAUUAUAUCAAUCAAAAAAAUUAUUUUUCUAAAUACAAACCUAAGUCCUCUUUGAUCUAUGAUGAGGGCGAAUAUCUAAUGAGUUAUUUUGUUGGUACCCCACCAUUUAAGGUCUAUGGUAUUUUGGAUUCAGGUAGUAACUUAAUUUGGAUUCAAUGCAAACCCUGUAUUAUAUGUUACAACCAAACUACUCCAAUUUUUAAUCCUUCAAAAUCUUCGAGUUAUAAAAAAAUUCCAUGUUCUUCUAGUAGAUGCAAAUCUAAGGAAGAAGAUAUUUCUUGUUCUAAAGAUAGAGAUUCUUGUGAAUAUACAUUAGAUUAUGGUCGUGAUGGAAAAACGCAAGGAGAUCUUAUUUUAGAGACAAUUACAUUAGAGUCCGCCGUCGGAUCCAUCAUAUCAUUUCCUGACAUUGUUAUGGGAUGUGGACACACUAAUCCUUUAUCAGAUAUCGGAAAAAGUUCAGGUGUAAUUGGCUUUGCAACCGGGCCUAUGUCACUUUUAAAACAAUUAGGAUCUUCCUUUCAUGAAAGAUUCUCAUAUUGUCUAAUUGAUUAUAGAAAUAUUAAUCAAUCUAGCAAACUCAAUUUUGGAGAUGCUGCUAUUGUUUCUGGCAAUAAUGUUGUUUCAACUCCUAUGGUCAAAAUGAUAGGAAACUACAAAUCCGACUAUUACUAUUUAAAUUUAAAAGCAAUUAGUGUCGGAGGUAAAAGAAUAAAGUAUAGUGGGUUUAAAAAUAAAGGAAUAAAUGCUUCUACUCAUAACAUCUUACUUGACUCUGGUACAACUAUAACUUUUGUUCCACGUCAUUUUUAUCAUAGGUUAGAAUCCGCCGUUAAAAAAGCGACUAAACUCCCGCGCUUUUACGAUGAUAGUGGUGAAUUUAACCUUUGUUAUAAUAUCACAUCCAAGAAACCAAAAUUUCCUGUAAUUGUUGCACAUUUUAGUGGCGGAGAUGUUAAAUUAGAUUCUAGGGGCACCUUUAGAUCUUUAUCUGAAGGGAUUGAAUGCUUUUCUUUUUUUCCACAUGAACGUGAUUUAGGCAUCUUUGGACACAGUAUGCAAGUGAACUAUUUGGUUGGUUAUGACCUAAAAAAUAAUAUUGUCUCGUUCAAACCAACGGAUUGUUCUAAGUAUUGA
Vicia villosa (hairy vetch) is the source of this 1329-nucleotide messenger RNA. RefSeq names its product aspartic proteinase CDR1-like. The record is from RefSeq and is a predicted model, not a curated record. Gene Ontology annotation, molecular function: aspartic-type endopeptidase activity. The transcript has a single exon. Gene Ontology annotation, biological process: proteolysis. The coding region runs from base 1 to 1329 and encodes 442 amino acids. NCBI's taxonomy places the organism in Eukaryota, Viridiplantae, Streptophyta, Magnoliopsida, Fabales, Fabaceae. Gene Ontology annotation, cellular component: extracellular region.